Molecule: messenger RNA, 2989 nt
Organism: Xenopus laevis (African clawed frog)
Lineage: Eukaryota; Metazoa; Chordata; Amphibia; Anura; Pipidae
Gene: tmem62.L
Product: transmembrane protein 62 L homeolog
Exons: 14
Coding region: 140-2050 (636 amino acids)
Molecular function (GO): hydrolase activity
Source: RefSeq, a predicted model, not a curated record
CCCUCCUUUCUUCCCAGACACCAUGCAGAAAGAAUCUUUCUGCGGCUCUCGGCAUGGGAAGUGACUGAUGCGGAAGUGUAGAAGCUGACAGGCUGCCCACAGAUGGGCAAGAGUGGUUGCUCAGCGGUGCUGGAUCAGAAUGCUGAAGUUGGUAGGUGGCUUGUUAGUUGCUGGGAUGUUGACACAAAUCAUCGGCUGGUACAGUACAAUCGGACGUCGGGCUCAGCUACAGCGUCGCCAUUAUGAUAGAGGACCACUGCCUGGAUCAGAGCUCAACAAUCUCUUCUGGGCUGUGCAGGUGACUGAUAUCCAUGUGUCUAAAUUUCUGGAUCCCGAGAGAGUCACAGAGUUUGAAGCCUUUUGCAUGGAAAGUCUCCCAGUCAUCAAUCCUGUUUUGGUUCUAGCCACAGGUGACCUCACUGAUGCCAAGACCAAGGAUCGGCUGGGCUCAGACCAGUAUGAGGACGAGUGGAAGGUUUACCAAUCUGUUUUGAAGAAGUCGGGGAUCUUGAAGCGAACAAAAUGGAUCGACAUAAGGGGGAACCAUGAUUCAUUUAACAUCCCCGACUUGAGAAGCAUCAAGAACUUCUACAGAAAAUAUUCAGCAUGGCAAAAAGAAGGUUCCUUCCAUUAUGUCCACAAUACUCCCUUUGGAAACUACUCCUUCAUUUGCAUUGAUGCUACGCUCACCCCAGGCCCUAAGCGGCCUUACAACUUUUUUGGUAUCAUAGAUAAGACACAAAUGCACACACUUUCCAGACUGGCUAUGGAAAGCCACUACAGCAACCAGACAGUGUGGUUUGGCCACUACCCCACUUCUACCAUUGUCUCUGCUUCUCCUGGGGUCCGGGCUGUAAUGAGUUCAGCUGUGGCGUAUAUGUGUGGGCACCUACAUACUCUGGGAGGUAUGGCACCUGUUCUGCACAGUCAGCACAAGCAAGGAACCCUUGAGUUGGAGCUUGGAGACUGGAUGCAUAAUAGAAGAUAUCGCAUCUUUGCCUUUGAUCAUGACCUCUUUAGCUUUGUGGAUCUAGUGUACAAUGAAUGGCCAGCAAUCCUCAUUACUAAUCCCAAGCCUGCCCUCUACACCAACCCUGCUCAAGAACCUACACAGAGGAUUCUGCAUUCUACUCAUAUCAGGAUCCUGAUAUUCUCCACCAGUCCUAUCACCUCAGUACAUGUCACAAUAGAUGGUAUUGAGCUGGGUGAGGCUUCCCUAUCAUCUGGACCUCUGUACACCUUAAAAUGGAACCCUGAUAACUACCAGACUGGGAUUCAUGAGAUUAGUGUUGAUGUCCAGGAUGCAGAAGGAAGAAGACAAACAAUAAGCCACUUGUUCAGUCUAGAAGAUGGCAUAUCUCUUGGCUUUAGUUUGAUUCCAUCUUUAGUUCUUCUUACCGACCACUACAUUUUGGCACAAGUGCUGUUUUUCCUCUUGGUGCUGAGCCAGAUCAUCCUGCUUGUUAUUUUCCGAUACAAGAGACGGCCAGUUCUUAGGGGCCCUCAAGAAUCCAUUGCUCUGACAUCCUUCUCCAUGCAUGUGCUCUGCAAAACCAAUCUUUUCUACUACUCCGUCUUGCUGCUCAACAUUUACACCGCAGUGGGUCCCUGGUUUGUUGGUGAGAUUAUAGAUGGCCAUAUGGGAGCCUGCUUUGCCUUUGGAGUCAUUGUUGGUGGGAAUUUCUCUCAAGGGAGCAUGACUUAUUUUGUUGCAAUAACACAGAUGGUAUUUUUUAACAUUCCUAUGACGGCUUACCUGUGCUGGUGCCUAUUGCUCCGAUGCAAAGGCCAUGGAUUCUGCUCCCAUUUCCGACACAGCAGGAAAAUUGUUUGCCUCCCCAUCUAUUUGUUUGUGAUCCUAAUUUUCGUAUGGCAAGUGUACUCCAGCAUCUUCUUGGCAAUGACCUACGGGACCUUAGCAGCCUUCCUCUCACCGAUGAAGUUAUGGCUGGUUGUGGCUACUGUGUUACUUGGCGGGAAAGUGUGGAGGUUUAGCACCCCUGAACUCAGAUCCUAUAUUAUAGAACUUAAAAACUGCCAGAGUUCCUGACAAUUGGGAAGUAACUACAUGUAAAAAUGUUUUAUGAUGAAGUAUUUCUCAUCUGUACCUAAAGGUGUAACCUUGUGUACAGGUAAGAUAUUCCUUUUGAAAAGGCCUGCACCACCUUAAACUGUUCAGUACAUAAUAACAUUUGUUUUCAUUGCAUUUUAGAUCACACUUCAGCCUUCAAUCACUACAGAUUUUAUUUGGUAACUGACAUUGGAGGCUGUGGCUGCUGCAAUGUCAUUUUCCAAUCACAAAAAUUGGCAGUGGCAGAAGACAAAAGUGGCCCCAAUAGCAGCUGCCUGUUAUAAAUAUUUUUCUGGAUUAUGAAAUAAUUUUUAAAGUUUAGAAAUAGGCUAAAAUAGUAGGGAUGCACCAAAUCCAAUAUUUUGAAUUUGGCUUUACCCCCCGGAAUCCUUCAUGAAAGAUUCGGCAGAAUACCAGACUGAAUCCUAAUUUUCAUAUGCAAAUUAGGGAAGGAAAAAAAGAAACCGUUUUUUUGCCUCUUUGUUUUGUGUGACGGAAAGUCGUGAUUUUAAGGAUUCAGUUGAGCCAGGCAUAAUUAUUCUGCUGAAUCCGAAUGCAGCUGAAAUGGCUGAAUCCUGGAUGGCCUAAUACAGAAUCCUGGAUUCAGUGCAUCCCUAUAAAAUAAUGUAGCUGUUCCAUUAUCCCUCCAGGUGAUGCUAAAACACAUUCCUUACAUUAAAGAAUGUGGGUCAGAAUGGCAUUAAGUGAAAACCUGGGCAGAUUUUGUGUUAAUUUAUGUUCCUAAAAGCAGUGUGGAGUAAUUCUUUAAUCAAUUGGUGACUUGCACAAUAUAUUGAAGGUGCUGACGUUUACAGUUGUUGAAUGUAAAAGUAUAGUUUUACCACUAUUAUGAAAUCAUUACAAAUAUUUCUAAAUCAGUAUUUUUAAAUUAAAAUAAAAGUAAUACUGAAACCAAAA